This is a messenger RNA of Quercus lobata, 3080 nucleotides long. RefSeq names its product replication protein A 70 kDa DNA-binding subunit A-like. NCBI's taxonomy places the organism in Eukaryota, Viridiplantae, Streptophyta, Magnoliopsida, Fagales, Fagaceae. The record is from RefSeq and is a predicted model, not a curated record. Gene Ontology annotation, cellular component: DNA replication factor A complex; nucleus. The transcript is spliced from 2 exons. Bases 93 to 2738 code for a protein of 881 amino acids. Gene Ontology annotation, molecular function: single-stranded telomeric DNA binding; zinc ion binding; damaged DNA binding. Gene Ontology annotation, biological process: meiotic cell cycle; double-strand break repair via homologous recombination; telomere maintenance via telomerase.
CCUCUCAAUAUCAAAUCCUUUGCGAUUUCUCUCUGUCAUUCUAGGGUUCUCUUCUCUCUCUCUCUCAAAAUCUCAAUCUCUCGACAGUACAAAUGGCGAUGAAUCUGACGGAAGGAGCGAUAAUGAAGAUGUGCAGAGGGGAACUGAAGGCGGAGGAUGAAGGGGUGAAGCCAAUACUACAAGUGAUAGAAGUGAUGCAAGUGGUGACCAAAGCCCAACAACAGCCCACCAACAGUAGCAGUACUGAGCGGUAUAGGGUUGUUCUCUCCGACGGGACCCACCAGCAACAGGGCAUGUUAGCCACUCAGAAAAACCAUUUCGUCAAGGAUGGCAAGUUGCAGAAAGGCUCCAUUGUUCGCUUGACCCACUUCGUCUGUAACGAAGUCCAAAGACGCAUGAUUAUUAUCAUUGUUGAUUUGGAUUUGAUAAUUGAGAAAAGUGAUCUCAUUGGAGAACCUGUACCAGUGGCAAAACCUGUGGUUGUACAAUCCCCAGCUGGCCAACCAGGGACAGGAACUGGGAAUCCCCAAUCAUUUCCUGGAACUUCACCUGUUGGUGGUCUGGUUAAUAAACCCAAUGCAGCUGGAGCAUCUAUGGAGCCUCCUAGAAUAAAUCAAUCAUAUGGCAGUGCUUAUUCUCAUAAUUCUGACUCAGGUAGAUAUGCUGCACCAAAUGUGCCUGCUGCUUACCCUAAGAUAGAGUCUAGUGCUGGAUAUCCUGGAUCAGUGUCGUUAGGUGGUUCAUAUGGUGAGCAGAGUUUCCGCAACCCUAGAUCAGAAGCUUCGCGGCCACCUCUAAAUUCCUCUGCCCGCCAACCUCAACCUGUGUAUCAACAACCAUCUUCAAUGUACACUAACAGAGGACCAAUAGCUAGAAAUGAAGCUCCCCCUAGGAUAAUUCCCAUUGCUGCUCUGAAUCCAUACCAGGGUAGGUGGACAAUUAAGGCUAGAGUUACAGCAAAAGGAGAACUUAAGCACUACAAUAACCCCCGCGGUGAUGGUAAAGUAUUCAGUUUUGAUCUUCUUGAUUCUGACGGUGGAGAAAUUCGGGUAACUUGCUUUAAUGCUGUGGCUGAUCAAUUCUUCAACCAGAUUGAAGUUGGAAAGGUUUAUCUGAUUUCCAAGGGAAGCUUAAGACCUGCUCAAAAAGCUUAUAACCACCUCCCAAAUGACCAGGAAAUUUUCUUAGAGAGCACGUCAAUGGUACAGCCUUGCUCUGACGAUGACAGCUCAAUUCCACAGCAGCAGUUUCACUUCCGUCAUAUAAGUGAUAUUGAAGGCAUGGACAACAACAGCAUUAUGGACAUUAUUGGUAUUGUAACUUUUAUCGGUCCCCCUGCUUCAAUAAUGAGAAAAAAUGGUACUGAAACUCAGCGGAGAAUCCUACACUUGAAGGAUAUGUCUGGCCGAAGUGUUGAAUUAACUCUGUGGGGAAACUUUUGCAAUGCAGAAGGACAGAGUCUGCAAAAUAUGUGUGAUUCAGGGCUUUUCCCUGUUCUAGCUGUGAAAGCAGGUAGAGUAAAUGACUUCAAUGGGAAGUCAUUGGGUACUAUCUCUUCCAGUCAACUAUUUAUUGAGCCAAAUUAUCCAGAAGCUCACAGCCUGAGAAGAUGGUUUGAUGAGGAAGGAAGGAACAUCCCAUCUGUCUCAAUUUCCAGGGAAGUUAGUGUGGGUAGGACAGAUAUUCGAAAGACUAUAUCGCAAAUUAAGGACGAGAGGCUAGGAACAUCCGAGAAGCCAGAUUGGAUCACUGUCAGUGCAACCAUUGCAUUCAUAAAGGUUGACAGUUUCUGCUACACAGCGUGUCCUAUCAUGAUUGGUGAUCGACAAUGCAACAAAAAGGUUUCAAAUAAUGGGGAUGGGAAAUGGCGGUGUGAUAGGUGUGAUCAGUCAGUUGAGGAAUGUGACUACAGGUAUAUACUCCAGUGCCAGAUACAAGACCAUACUGGCAUAACAUGGGUAACCGUAUUUCAGGAAUGUGGUGAGGAGAUCAUGGGUAUUCCUGCAAAACAAUUGUAUUUUCUGAAGUAUGAAGAGCAAGAUGAUGAUAAAUUUGGAGAAAUCCUUCGUAAGGUUCUUUUUACUAAAUAUAUAUUCAAGUUGAAAGUAAAGGAGGAGACAUUUAGUGAUGAACAACGUGUAAAGUCAACAGUGGUCAAGGCAGAUAAGGUGAAUUUUUCAUCUGAAUCCAGAUUUCUUUUGGAUUUGAUGGAAAAGCUGAAAGCAGGGAAUUAUAGUUCUAUUGCUUCAAAGGCUGAAAGUAUCACUCCUAACCCUGGAUUGAAUAAUACUUCAGUUGGGAAUAUUGGAUAUAGGCAACCAACGCCACCAGUGGUGAACUAUACUGGGAACAGUAUCAAUUCUGGUAAAGAGUUUAGUGCACCAUUACAUCAAGUUGGUCAGUAUGGAAAUCAGUAUAAUAGUUAUGCCAUGGCUGCAACUGGCACUCCUGGUUCAUAUCUACAAUGUAACAGUUGUGGGGGUGCUGGUCAUAGCUCUGCAAAUUGUCCUAGUAUUAUGAAUGGUCCUGGACAGUCCAUGGGAGGGGGCUAUGCUAGUAGAGUUUCUUCUGGGCCAAGUGUUGGUGGAAGCUCUGGUGAAUGCUUUAAAUGCCAUCAACCUGGGCAUUGGGCAAGAGAUUGUCCGGGGUUGAGCACUGUUCCUCCAGCUUAUGGCAGCAGUGGCGUUACGCCUGGGAGAUAUGGGGGUGUUUCAAAGCAACAAUUUGGUGGCUAUUGAAGUUAGCUGGAAAAUUGAGAUAAUAGACGUUUGUACAGAAUGGUGCAUGUUCUCAUAUGAUGUUUGAUAGCAGACUUAGCAAUUUUGAUGCUCUCUUGGGAUUUGGACUGAUGAGUUGUUUUCCUUACAGAAAAGAGCUGCAACCAUGGUUGCUAUCUUAGGUGUCCAUUGGAACCGAGAAAUUUUAGGUCACAUUGUAAGCAUAAGUAUGGGUUCCACCAUUAAGGUUGUAUUUUUUGGUGGUGAAAACCAGCGGGCAAGGUAUGGGAUGCAUUUUUCUUUCUCGUGUAAUAUAUUUUAUUUGUGGGUUUCUAAGUACUUAAAAAGACUUAAAUUUGAAAA